This is a messenger RNA of Penicillium canariense, 1017 nucleotides long. Its product is annotated as D-mandelate dehydrogenase-like dehydrogenase. Bases 1 to 1017 code for a protein of 338 amino acids. NCBI's taxonomy places the organism in Eukaryota, Fungi, Ascomycota, Eurotiomycetes, Eurotiales, Aspergillaceae. The transcript has 5 exons. Gene Ontology annotation, molecular function: NAD binding; hydroxypyruvate reductase [NAD(P)H] activity; glyoxylate reductase (NADPH) activity. The record is from RefSeq and is a predicted model, not a curated record. Gene Ontology annotation, cellular component: cytosol.
AUGGGCUCUCACGCCGCUAAACCCAAGGUUCUUCUUCUUGGAAAUAUUGGCUACGCGCAUGAGGCUUGGAAUACGCUAGGUGAAAUUGCCGAAGUUGUGAUACCAACCGCAACCAAUCGCGAAGAAUUUCUUCAAGAAUGCCGGGAUGGAAAGCUUGACGGGGUUGUGGCAGCCUAUCGGACAUUCUCCUCUAUUAGCAUCACCGGGCUAGUGGACGAGGAGUUGGUGAACACGCUGCCGAAGUCAUUGGAAUAUAUUGCUCACUGCGGAGCUGGCUAUGACCAGGUGGAUGUCCACGCAUGCAGUGCCCGUCACCCUCCGCUCCGGGUCUCAAACGUGCCCACGGUUGUGGACAACGCUACUGCAGAUGUGAACAUGUUCCUAAUCCUCGGUGCGCUCCGAAACUUCAACACUGGCAUGCACACUCUUCGUCAAGGCAACUGGCUCGGCCAGGAACGCCCAGCGCUCGGCCACGACCCUCAGGGCAAGACUUUGGGAAUCCUUGGAAUGGGAGGUAUCGGGCGGAACCUAAAGAAGAAGGCCGAGGCUUUUGGAAUGAAGGUUAUCUACCAUAACCGUCGCCAACUCGAUGAAGAGCUAUCCGGAGGAGCUCAGUACGUGACCUUCGACGAGCUUUUGUCGACCAGCGAUGUGCUCAGCCUGAACCUGCCAUUGAACAAAAAGACCCGUCAUAUUAUCAGCAAGGCGGAGUUUGCGAAGAUGAAGGAUGGAGUGGUUGUGGUCAACACCGCGCGGGGUGCCGUCAUGGACGAAGCAGCCCUGGUGGACGCUUUGGACAGCGGCAAGGUAUUCUCCGCUGGUCUUGAUGUCUUUGAGGAAGAGCCUAAGGUCCAUCCUGGACUGUUGCGCAACCAGAAUGUUAUUCUUGUGCCACACAUGGGCACGUGGACCGUCGAGACUAUUACUGCGAUGGAAGCGUGGGCUAUUGAGAACAUCAGCCUGGCUCUCACCACUGGCAAGUUGAAGAGUCCUGUUGCGGAGCAGGUUGAUCUGUAA